Tuber aestivum (summer truffle) is the source of this 1962-nucleotide messenger RNA. NCBI's taxonomy places the organism in Eukaryota, Fungi, Ascomycota, Pezizomycetes, Pezizales, Tuberaceae. The record is from the annotation of a GenBank genome assembly.
GGGGUGGAGCUUAGAAGCCCAGGUCUAGUCCCCCCCCCGCUCAACAACUUCCACAAUGCCUUCAAUCCGGCCCUCUCCUUCAGCCUCCCUAAUCACCCGGAUCACCUGCCCCAGCUUCCGCGUACCACUGAUCCCCACCACCGGAACCCUCCCUCACCGAUCCCACACGAGAACAAGAAGUGUUUCCACAAAAGCGUACAAUCUAAACCGUCCGGGGAACAAGGCUCGCAAUGGCGUGGUUGGCGGUAUAAUUGUUGGCGCGAUUGGGUUCUCGUUCGUUACUCGUGUCCCCCUCCCCUUUUUUGGCGCAAUUGGUUUGAACUCCUUUGGCUGAGGACGGGUUGGAUGGGUAGAUAUCUUUACUUUACCGACACUCGCUCCGCCAUACACAGGUAUCAGGUCGUGCCGCUCCUACGAUGGCUUUACAGUGGCGAUGAUAUCCCCACAGAAGCUGGCGGGAAGGGGCCAGGAGCCGAGAAGGCACAUGAGGUUGGAUUGAAGGCUUUGAGGGUACUGUACGAUUUGGGCUUUGGUCUACGGGAGCGGGGGACGCACGAGUAUCUUGAGAGCGGAGAGCUAGGUGUAGAGGUUAUUCCCUUUCCAACCACGAGCCCCUCUGCCGUCCACAACAGCUGACGAUGAAGUACCAUCCUAGCUAUUCGGCCACAAUCUCAAAACCCCCCUCGCGAUCUCUGCCGGCCUGGACAAGCACGCGGAAUGCAUAGACCCGCUCUUCAACAUCUCCCCGGCAAUCUCCCUGCUCGAGAUCGGCUGCAUAACGCCCCUGCCACAGGACGGCAAUCCGAAGCCGCGCAUGUUCCGUCUGCCCACCUCCAACUCCAUCAUCAACCGCUAUGGCUUCAACUCUGUCGGUGCUGACACUGCCGCUGUCCGCCUACGCAGUCGGGUGCGUAGAUACGCACUCAAGCACGGGUUAACAGAGCGCGAAGUCCUGGACAGCACCGAGAUCCCCGCAAGCCUCUGGCCGAACCGCUUGCUCGCCGUGCAGAUCGGGAAGAACAAGGCCACGGCUGAAACAGACAUGGAAGCUGUUAAGAGGGAUUACAUCACCUGCGUCGAGAAGCUGGGGAGGUACGCUGACAUCCUCGUUGUUAACGUUUCCUCCCCCAACACCCCCGGCUUGAGGUCCUUGCAGAAGCGCGAGAGUCUGCAAGAAUUACUGACCGCGGUGGUGCUCACGGCGCAGAAGGCUGACAGGAAGGUCAAGCCGAAGGUCGUUGUCAAAGUUUCCCCUGAUAGCGAUGGUGUAGAGGAUAUCAAGGACGUAUCCGCCGCCAUCAAGUUUGCCGGCGUCACAGGCGUUAUUGUAGCAAACACCACCGUCAAGAGGCCGCUGAAUGUGCUCGCCUCACCGCAGGUAUCCGAGGAGGAGAAGAGGGUGUUUCAUAAAGAGAUUGGAGGACUCUCCGGACCGAUACUACUGCCCAAGAUGUUGGAGCUUGUGGAGGGGUAUUCUAAGGAACUUGGUGAAAACGCUGUUGUCUUUGCCUCCGGAGGGAUCACCAGUGGACAAGACGUCCAAGAGGCGAGAAAACGCGGCGCUAAGAUUGUUAUGGGUUACACUGGCAUGGUCUAUGAUGGUGUCGGUUUUUUUGGCAGGAUCGCAGGGGAAAUAAAGAGGAUUGUGGAUGGUGGAAAAUAGACUUGCAUGUGCAUAUACCAAAGGCUCUUUUAUAGGUGCAGCCUCAUUUUUUUCUUCCCUCACACUUUCUUUCCCAGUUUGUAGACACUAUACAAGUACAUAUACCCUACCCCUCCGACUACACAUCAUCGGAACUUUGAAGGAGGAAAAAAAAAAUUAGGACAGUGUGAGAUACCGGUAGAGAGAAUCAGGACAGAAAAAUAAAAAUAAUAAAAGAUCGCAUAUUCGGUACUAUUAUUUUAAGAGGAAGAACUGGGAUCUAUUCUCGUGGAUUGAGAUUACUAUGUUAAAAAUACAGG